AUCGAAGGGGUUGGUAAUCCUUGUGGGGGUGGCUCCAAGCACGGGCUCCGUGGUGUGGUUUUUCUGCUCCAUCGCUGUCACUGUCAAUUUCAUACCCCAGAGGCCGGAAUACCCAGUUCCACGUGGAUUCCUUUGGGUAGCCUGGCCCUGCUGCUGCGCAUUGCUUGCGUUGGGGUCCGCCUGUCUUAUUAUACCAGGUGCGCCCGCUGUUUGGUUCCCGGAUCUCUUCUUUCAUUAACACUCUUCAACAGGCCAAUCUUUGGUUUGAGCUGGAGACAACCUCACCCAACUGCUGGCUUUUGGUUCCUGAAAGUGUUAUUCACAACCGAGAAGAUGCUCCACACGCGGUCCGUCUCCGAUCCGCCGCUCAGUCCAACGACGCUCAGUCCCAUGGAGUCGUUCGCCUCGCUCAAUCGGCCGACGACGCCUUCACCUGCGGCACCACACAAUGCCCAGGCCUAUGUGGCGAGGCCGCUUCCGCCUCUGCCUCCUCCAAUGUUCAACCCGGGGGCUGUUCCACCGCCUCUGAAUAUCAGGAAGAGCAAACCACCUUCCCUUCCACUAGGACCGAGCGCGCCGUCUCGCCCGGUAUCGAAUGAAGCACCACCGCCACGUCGUGAAGCUCGAAGCGUCUCGCCUCUUCCCGCUCCCAGUACCCCCAUUAAGGGCUCUAAUCCUCUUCAUCUUUCGACCAUUUCCAGUAACAACUCUAGCCCUGUGCACACCCUCAAGCCGCGGAAAUCCAAAAAGGUUCUGCAGCUUAUGGGACACGACAUUGACGUAAUGAAUCUUGUUGGCGUUGCUCCUCCGGAACCCAAAAGAGAACCUGUUCUGAGAAGCAGCCGAAGCCUUGAGGGUGCGCCAAACUUGAACGCUACAACUCUGCUGCAUCUUCCGGAGGAAAGCUUGAUACCGGUUUUGGAGGAUGACGACGGCAGAGAUAGCAUGUCCAGCAAGAAGAGCUCUUGGGGACCGGGAUCGCCGCAUUCCGCCUCCAGACUACCUUUGGGCCCUAAACACUCUGUCCGACGCCGCCGCAGUGCUAGGAUUUUCGAUCAGGAUGAUACUGGGCAUUUGGCUACUCAGGAAGAAACCAUGAUGUCCAACUUGGAUCUGAACGACGAUGAAGAAUUAUUAAGUGAAGAAGACAUGACAAUGGAAGAGUAUCACAAGUUUGCUUCUGAGCUUGCCACCUCUUCUGUGAGCAAACCUAGCUACGAAGAGUCACGGCCUACCACAGCGACUCAGGGCAGGCGGUCGUCCAUCUUGAGCUUCACACACUCUCGCCUCCGAAGGAAGCCAACCACUUCCGAGUCUCGCCAUGGGAGACUGGGCAGCAGCAGCUCUGCCGAAAACCCACCGCAGGCACCAACAGUUCCUGCAGCACCUGAGGUCGAAGACGUCCCGAAGAGCGGAUGGGAUAGCGACUCAGACAGUGAGGAUGAUCGCACAAGCAGGAGCAUAUGGCCCAGAGGCCGCUCUUCCAACAAGGGGAGAGACUCGCCGGCCAGCAUGACACGCCCGGAUGAUGACGCGCGCGGAUCGCGGGGAUGGGCGAAAGGAGGCCUGUUGAAUGUUGGCAAGAGGCGAAAGGAGCAACAGCAACAGCAUGCCCCGCGAGACUUUGGCAGCGUGGACGAGAGAAGCUUUGGAUAGAGCAAGCGCGCACACAUACACACUAAAAGUUUUAUUUUUGGCUACAUUUCUUUUCUUCUCUUUUUCUUCUCCUCUUUUUUAUUUUUUUGAUGAAAUGAAGGCACGAUCAACAAAUGGGUAUGAAUCUAUGGACAAGCAUGGUGGAUUAUACUGGGGCUCUCUCUCUCUUUUUCUUUCCUUGUUUUUUUAUACACUCUCCCUGUUGUCUGUGUUUCCUCUUUCUUUUGUUCCCCCCUCUUUUUUUUGGUGCAUUCACGGAGUUAAUGGUCUUGCACUUGGAUAUCCCCCCCCUUGGUUGGUUGGCAAUUCGCCAUUGAAUUAUUUUAUACACGACUUUAUAUACUAUAUACCACGGGCUGCUAUUUUGUAUGUUAUUGAUAGAAAAGAUUGGACACCAACGGCCCUUAAUACCGAAACAUAAUACUAUCUCAUGAAUGGAACUUGC
This is a messenger RNA of Trichoderma asperellum CBS 433.97, 2101 nucleotides long. RefSeq lists its product as uncharacterized. The record is from RefSeq and is a predicted model, not a curated record. NCBI's taxonomy places the organism in Eukaryota, Fungi, Ascomycota, Sordariomycetes, Hypocreales, Hypocreaceae.